AUGGCCGAUCCAGCAGCGAGUUUCGUGUUCUACCGGUAUAAACCAUCUAUGGUUGCCGCCAUCGUAUUUAUCUCCUUGUUCGGCUUAUCCUCUCUGGUUCAUAUGGGGAUGCUUGUCCGAAAAAGGACCUGGUAUUUCAUUCCGUUCGUCAUCGGUUGUCUCUUUGAGACUGUAGGUUAUGUAGGACGGGCAUUGUCGUCACCGGAAUAUCCCAACUUCACCAAGAACCCGUAUAUCAUCCAAUCCGUUCUACUUCUUCUCGGACCUACCCUUUGCGCGGCCUCCAUCUACAUGGUUCUCGGCCGACUAGUCCGCCACCUCGAAGCCGAUUCCUAUUCGUUGAUCAAGCCUAAGUGGCUCACCAAGUUUUUCGUCCUCGGUGACGUUAUCUCUUUUUUCGCUCAAGGUGGAGGCGGUGGCCUCCUCACCCAAGCCAAAACGCUGGACGAUGUACGCCGAGGUGAGAAUAUCAUCGUUGCUGGUCUCGGCAUACAGAUCCUCUUCUUCGGAUUCUUCAUAAUAGUCACUCUCGUCUUCCACAGACGUAUCUCGGGAAAACCUACACGAAACGCUUUAACCCUUACGACUCCCUGGCGGAAACUUCUCAUCGUCUUAUAUGUCUCGAGCUCGCUCAUCAUGGUACGAUCUAUCUAUCGUGUGACCGAAUACAUCAUGGGUUCGGAUGGCGAGCUCCAGUCGAAGGAGAUAUAUCUGUAUCUUUUGGAUGCUGUUCCAAUGUUCAUCGUGGUAUUUUCGUACAACGUUUUCCACCCCAGUCGGGUCGUCAGCCGCGAUACUAAAGACAGCAGGAUGUCUAUCACAAGCUUGGAUGUUUUAGGGGAGAGUCGCUAA
Annulohypoxylon truncatum is the source of this 852-nucleotide messenger RNA. Its product is annotated as RTA1 like protein. Lineage: Eukaryota; Fungi; Ascomycota; Sordariomycetes; Xylariales; Hypoxylaceae. Gene Ontology annotation, cellular component: membrane. The transcript has 3 exons. The coding region runs from base 1 to 852 and encodes 283 amino acids. The record is from RefSeq and is a predicted model, not a curated record.